Molecule: messenger RNA, 4306 nt
Organism: Pan troglodytes (chimpanzee)
Lineage: Eukaryota; Metazoa; Chordata; Mammalia; Primates; Hominidae
Gene: MOGAT1
Product: monoacylglycerol O-acyltransferase 1
Exons: 6
Coding region: 147-1154 (335 amino acids)
Biological process (GO): diacylglycerol biosynthetic process; triglyceride biosynthetic process
Cellular component (GO): endoplasmic reticulum membrane
Molecular function (GO): diacylglycerol O-acyltransferase activity
Source: RefSeq, a predicted model, not a curated record
GCUCGCUGCCUAGCCUCUGCCUUUUCCUCUCCGCCCAGCCAGUGCCCAGCGCGGGGCCCGGAUCCGGCCGGGCACUUCCCACAGGAGCCGCAGAGCAGCGUGGGUGCAGGCUGCAGUGGCUGGCGCCGUCCUCGCCCGGCCAGGCCAUGAAGGUAGAGUUUGCACCGCUCAACAUCCAGCCGGCGCGGCGGCUGCAGACGGUGGCCGUGCUGCAGUGGGUCCUGAAAUACCUGCUGCUCGGGCCGAUGUCCAUUGGAAUCACUGUGAUGAUGAUCAUACACAGCUAUUCGUUCCUUUACAUCCCUUAUUUGAUGUGGCUUUACUUUGACUGGCAUACCCCAGAGCGAGGAGGCAGGAGAUCCAGCUGGAUCAAAAAUUGGACUCUUUGGAAACACUUUAAGGACUAUUUUCCAAUUCAUCUCAUCAAAACUCAAGAUUUGGAUCCAAGUCACAACUAUAUAUUUGGGUUUCACCCCCAUGGAAUAAUGGCAGUUGGAGCCUUUGGGAAUUUUUCUGUAAAUUAUUCUGACUUCAAGGACCUGUUUCCUGGCUUUACUUCAUAUCUUCACGUGCUGCCACUUUGGUUCUGGUGUCCUGUCUUUCGAGAAUAUGUGCUGAGUGUUGGCCUGGUUUCAGUUUCCAAGAAAAGUGUGUCCUACAUGGUAAGCAAGGAGGGAGGUGGAAACAUCUCUGUCAUUGUCCUUGGGGGUGCAAAAGAAUCACUGGAUGCUCAUCCUGGAAAGUUCACUCUGUUCAUCCACCAGCGGAAAGGAUUUGUUAAAACUGCUUUGACCCAUGGCGCCUCUCUGGUCCCAGUGGUUUCUUUUGGUGAAAAUGAACUGUUUAAACAAACUGACAACCCUGAAGGAUCAUGGAUUAGAACUGUUCAGAAUAAACUACAGAAGAUCAUGGGGUUUGCUUUGCCCCUGUUUCAUGCCAGGGGAGUUUUUCAGUACAAUUUUGGCCUAAUGCCCUAUAGGAAAGCCAUCCACACUGUUGUUGGCCGCCCGAUCCCUGUUCGUCAGACUCUGAACCCGACCCAGGAGCAGAUUGAGGAGUUACAUCAGACCUAUAUGGAGGAACUUAGGAAAUUGUUUGAGGAGCACAAAGGAAAGUAUGGCAUUCCAGAGCACGAGACUCUUGUUUUAAAAUGACUUGACUAUAAAAAAAAAAUUUUAAAUAAAAAUAAAUGACUUGGCUGUAAUAAGGCAUAAAGAAGGAUAACAGACCAUCCUAUUGUGAGAAUAAAUAUUUUAAAGACGUUUAUUUUUUUUCUUUUGACUGUGGCAUCAAAUUUGCAACAGAAAAGUAUUAUUUAUGGCGAUGAAUGUUGGUGUAUCUGUGGUAAAUAAAAACACAGAUGACUGUAGGAUAAGGUUGGAGAUGACUAUAAGACAUCUAAUAAUUUUCCUUGCCUAUGAAGGCAAAAUCAUUUUACAGGUUAUGAACAAGUUUAGAAUUAUUCUUGUGCUCUGAAAAACAAAAGAAAGCUUCAAAAAGUAAUUACACCCGGCCGGGCACAGUGGCUCACGCCUGUAAUCCCAGCAUUUUGGGAGGCCGAGACAGGUAGAUCACUUGAGGUCAGGAGUUUGAGACCAGCCUGGCCAACAUGGUGAAACCCCGUCUCUACUAAAAAUACAAAAAUUAGCUGGGCAUUGUGGUGGGCACCUGUAAUCCCGGCUACAAGGGAGGCUGAGGAAGGAGAAUCACUUGAACCUGGGAGGUGGAGGUUGCAAUGAGCCGGGAUCGCACCAUUGCACUCCAACCUGGGAGACAGAGUGAGACUCUGUCUCAAAACAAUAAUAAUAAUAAUAAUAAUAAUAAUAAUAAUUAGACCCUCUUACUAAACAUCACAAUAACUUAAGGUGGUGUUUUCACAAAGUGUGACAACUGUUGUUCAGCACAGCCAGCCCAUUUGGGAGACACUGUGUAAAAUAGUUUGCCAUAUACAGCAAGAGGAAAUAUUUUUUUCUGCUUGAACAUGACAUUUGUUAGUGAAUAAAGAUACUUUUAAUAUUUAGAUAGUUUGAGCCUUUGGUCAUAUCAACAACAAAUUUUUAAACAAAAGUGCAGGAUUUUUUGCCAUUUUCAAAAUGGGUUGAAUCUGUCAUACGAAAACUCAUGUGGACAGGAGAAUGGCUCCUCAUUUCUCUAUUCAUGCUUAGAAUCAUGCUCCUUUGCUGUAGAGAGGGAAAUCUAUUCGGAAGAUAGGCUUUUGCACAUGAUUCAGGACUAGAAAUUCUGGAAAUUCCAUACCAGGAAAUUCCAAAAAGUUUUCAUGCUAAGAGAAAUGGUUUUAAUUUGCUUCCUGAAUGGCCUUUUCAUUAUAAAAUAAUCUCUAAAAGAAAGUGCCGGCUGGGCGUGGUGGCUCAUGCCUGUAAUCUCAGCACUUUGGGAGGCUGAGGCGGGUGGAUCACCUGAGGUCAGGAGUUCGAGACCAGCCUGACCAACAUGGUGAAACCCCGUCUCUACUAAAAAUACAAAAAUUAGCCAGGUGUGGUGGCAGGCACCUGUAGUCCCAGCUACUCAGGAGGCCGAGACAGGAGAAUUGCUUAAACCUGGGAGGCGGAGGUUGCGGUGAGCGGAGAUUGCACCACUGCACUCCAGCCUGGGCGACAGGGUGAGAAUCCAUCUCAAGAAAAGAAAAAAGAAAGAAAGAAAGAAAGUGUCCUCCCUGGUGAGAUACGUCCAGUUCACAGUUCGCCGGGCUUAGGACUCUUCUCUGACCCAGCAUGAGCAGGGACCUUGUCCUUCCUGUUUACUGACAUCCCCUCAGUGCCCAGGUCAGCUUAUGGCGCUUAGUAGGCACAAAGUAAGUACUUGUUUGAUGAAUGCAUUUAUAGCUAAACAUGCAAACAAACUUUUCCAUUAAGCAGAGAAUUUUUAAAGCUGUACCAUAGGAUGAGACCUGUUUUAAGGUAAGACCCACUUGCAGAAGGAGAAUAUUUGCUGUGUCUGAUUGCUCUGAACCGGUAAUCAACAAUACCGUAAGCCAAUUCACAGGGAGCAAGUCAGAAAGAGGUUUCUGAUAAUUAGUCACUAAGUGUUAAGUAACUAGUCAUUCCACAAGAAGAAUGUCUCGUUUCCAACCCAUGUCCACUGCUAGAUGUUUGCUUUUGUGCUUCCUCUUCUCCAGGUGUUCGUAGGCAACUUCAGGGAGCUGCCUCCCAACUUAUUGGUAAUAUGCCUUCAGGCUUCCAAUUUUUAAAUAUUCAGCUCUGGGCUAGAGGCUGGAUUGGGGUUUAGUCACAGCAAAAUACAGUCAUGCUGGGUAAUGCCUUAAGAAGGAGGGCAUGUCACCUACAAAAAGCCUGAAACUUCUCAAUUGCUCUACAUGAAGUUUUUUGGGCCAGAAUCCCUUUGGCUUCACCCUAGUUGAGCAAUCCAGGGGUCCACUGACCUGUGGGCUUGAAAUUACUUCAAUUUUGGUCAAAGCAGGACCUUUAACUUAUUUUUUAAAACCCAUGAGUUGUAUCCCCUUGGAGAAGUUUAUUAAAAGCCCAUGCCACGUCAUCAUUUGCAAUUUCACAGAGGUAUGCGUUUUAAUCUCACACCUAGUAGUGAGGAGGCGAAGCUGACCACCCAACAUCCGCUGGGUUAUCCAGCAGGCAGUUAAAGCCCAUGCUUGUAAAUCGGAGGCAUUAAAAAGUGAAAAAAGUUUGCUCGCAUGAAAUUAUCUAGAAUUUUGCCAUUAAAAAGUCUAGACAUAAGCAACUUUAAUUUUGGCAUACAUAAAAUGUUAUUUUUCAGUACACAUGGCAGAGGGUAUGUAGGAUGGGUUAUCUCUUCACGUAUUACAAUCUCUAGAGGUCUUAAUUUGGCCAUGCCAGAAGUCUUUUUAUGUAUUCAAAGUAUACCUGUAAGUUUCAUAUAGUCCAGUCCUGUAGAUCGCUAAUGAAUUUUUUCAUAUGAAUUUUUGCUACCAGACAAAUGUUGGCCAUAUUCACUAGUAUGGCUUGAUGGAGAUAUCUUCCAUUGUAAAGGUUCCCAUCAACUAGGUAAUUGCACAUAAAUUUUAAACAGUGGCCGGGUGCGGUGGCUUAUGCCUACAAUCCCGGCACUUUGGGAGGCCGAGGUGGGUGGAUCACCUGAGGUCAGGAGUUCAAGACCAGCCUGGCGGGGUUUCAACAUGGUGAAACCCCGUCUCUACUGAAAAUACAAAAAUUAGCCGGGCAUGGUGGUGCGUGCCUGUAAUCCCAGCUACUCAGGAGGCUGAGGCAGGAGAAUCGCUUGAACCCAGGAGGCAGAGGUUGCAGUGAGGUGAGAUUGCGCCACUGCACUCCAGCCUGGGUGACAAGAGUGAAAC